Polistes canadensis is the source of this 1038-nucleotide messenger RNA. RefSeq names its product oligoribonuclease, mitochondrial. Gene Ontology annotation, molecular function: nucleic acid binding; 3'-5'-RNA exonuclease activity. The transcript is spliced from 5 exons. Gene Ontology annotation, cellular component: mitochondrion. NCBI's taxonomy places the organism in Eukaryota, Metazoa, Arthropoda, Insecta, Hymenoptera, Vespidae. The record is from RefSeq and is a predicted model, not a curated record. The coding region runs from base 168 to 803 and encodes 211 amino acids.
CGUGAUUCAUUGACAUAUGGGUGAAAAAACACGUGUUUAUUGUUCUAUUUUUUAAAUUGAUAUUUUUUCUUACAUGCAAUAGAUUAAAAUAAAUAAAUAAAUGUUCCUUCGAGGUAUUAAAUUAUUAAAAAUGUAUUGUAAAUGGAAAUCAUCUUAUAUUAACUGUAAUGGUGAAUCUAAUUGUUUAUCUAUAUUAUAACAAGUUAAAUAAAUCCAAUUUAUAUCCAUUGCAACGUAUGAUGAGUACUAAUAACCAAAAUAAUCACAUGGUUUGGAUAGAUAUGGAGAUGACAGGAUUGGAUAUAAAUACGUGUCACAUCUUAGAAAUCACUUGUUUAAUCACUGAUAGUAAUUUAAAAAUCAUAAGCGAUAAAUUGAAUAUUGUAAUAAAUCAACCUGAUUCUAUUUUAAGUACUAUGGAUAAUUGGUGUAAAGAGCAUCAUAAAAAGUCAAAAUUAAUCGAUGAUGUUCGUAAUAGUAAAAUUUCGUUGAAAGAUGCAGAACAAACUGUAUUAAAAUUUUUGAAAAGUUACGUUCCAAGAGGCAAAUGUCCUUUGGCUGGUAAUUCUGUUUACAUGGACCGUUUAUUUUUAAUAAAAUACAUGCCAUUAGUUCACGAUUAUUUACAUUAUAGAAUUAUAGAUGUUAGCACGAUUAAAGAAGUUGCAAGGAGAUGGAAUUCGCAAAUAUAUUAUUCUGCUCCUCCAAAAACAUAUCAGCACCGAGCAACUUUCGAUAUUUUAGAAAGUAUCAAAGAAUUGGAUCAUUAUAAAAAUUGUAUAUUUACGCCGAAGAAUUCUUAGGAGGUAAUUUAUUUUUCGGAAACAAAUGUACAUAGACGUUUUAAAAAUUGGACAUUUUACAAUAUUUCCAUGGACAAUUUUUUGGAUUGUUAUUUACAUUCCCUACACCGGGCAAAUCGAAUACACUACUACUCUAUUGAAUAAACUCUUUCAAAAAUAUCUUAAGUUAAUAACAAUUGUCUCAAAACGUUUACUUUAUAUUAUUAGUAUUUUUUUGUUUCUUACUAGAUUGGUG